This is a messenger RNA of Symbiodinium sp. CCMP2592, 510 nucleotides long. The record is from the annotation of a GenBank genome assembly. NCBI's taxonomy places the organism in Eukaryota, Dinophyceae, Suessiales, Symbiodiniaceae.
AUGUUGUUCGCCCCUUGGGCGAAGACUUCGAGGCUGGCCUGGACCAGAACCUUUGAUGCGUGGUCAUCGCAGGGCGAGCAGCACUAUGGCACCUGGAAGCUUAAGAAUGAGCACGUCUGUUGCGAGACGCAUGAGCCCCAAGAAGAGGCCGGCGAGACAGAGAUGAGAUAUGCACCAGCGGGCUACAAGUUCUCCGUGCCGGUCGAUGACAUCUUGAACGCACAAGGUGGCUACUUCCAGGCAAAAGAUGGAGCCAAAGCAGCUGACUGGGAGUUACCCGCCAGAACAGGGAAGGCCAGCGACGGCCAGAACACCGUUAUCCAAGGAGAUUGGGAGCCGGUGCCAGCCAUCCAGCAGGAGGCCGUCCAGCGCCCAGUGAGACCCGAUUCGAGGUACGUCGAGAUCGAUGGAGUCAUCCACGAGGUCUCCGGCGACAUCGUGGCCAAUUGGCCUGAAGAUGACUGGCCGCGCUUGAUGCGCUGUCGGCUUCUCUUUGGUAUCCGAGGUUGA